AUGUUUCUGCCUCCGGAAUUUGAUUACCAUUUAUCAGCUGCCGAGCAGAAGCAGAUUGAAAAAUUAGUUCCACUGCACCAGGCUAAAAUUCACAUGGCUUUUCGCGCUCAAGUCAUGGUAAUUGCUAAAGAAUUACCGAAUUCUAUUGUAGCUCUUUCUGAGCACAUGAUAACCAUCUGCGUACCUGGAUUUAUCAUGAAAUCAUACAAACUUUUUGAUACUUAUCAUCUGUUUGAAAUUCAGUCGAUACAUACCGUAAAUGAUGAUAUGGCCAGGUUCGAUUUUGAUGACGAUCUUGUUGUAUACAUCACAACGCCAACGUGCAUGCGUUUCGUUAGAAAUACAAUUCGUAAUUUUAUUCUUGCCAAUCCUUCCUUGCCUGCUGCCUUGCGUUUCAAAUUCAAAACCCACAAUGCCUCGUUCUUCCCACCAUUCCAGCCACCAUUAUCUCCAUCCCAAAUCUUCCAAUUCACUUAUAAUGCUUAUUGUUCUUAUUACGAGACAACUUACUACCACGAGGUUCCCAUGUAUUUCCACCAACUUUUAAACACCGGAAAUAGCGUUUUCGAUUUCACCCAUCUUCCUUUCAACGUAAUCGAGUGCAGUAUGGGCGAUGCCGCCGAAAUCCGACCAAUUACAUCAGCCCUGAUGUAUUGCCCAUACAUAUUUGGCGUUACUUGCAGUAAUUUCUCCCGACCAGAUAUUGUCAAACAUAUUGCAACGCUUGUAGAAGUAUCUGCACUCAGAUUGAUCCGUCUCGUUGACUGCGGAGCAGAAAAUGGCUGCUUAGACCUCGCAGAAGCCAUGCGUGACGCUCAAAAUCCCAAUGUUAUUUACUGGGAUUUAAGUAACAACAAUAUGGAAGACAUUGGAGCUUUCAUAGCAGGCCUUGCUUACUAUAGAGCCGAAGUACGAGCUCUACAUCUCAAUAAUUGCAACCUGAAAGCCGAUGAUAUCACAGAACUAUUCAAAUCCCUCCAUAAGAACAAAUACCUCCAGAAAAUACAUCAGCUCUCUUUGAUUGGCCAAGCGCUAACCGCCGAGCAUUGCAACCAGUUUUGCGAUUGGUUGAUCGACGAUCUUGACGACGAGAAGAAGUAUCCAGCUCUCAAAGCGCUCGCUAUCAGCAAAGUCGCUGAAAUUGAACAAAUCAUUGUUUCUUUGAUCCAAAUUGAUUGCCAAUUAACAAGAUUAACAAUUACCGAUACAAACUUUACAGAAUCUGCUGCAAUGAAGCUUGUCGAGCUCAUUAAGAAGCAGAAACGCUUCAAAUCACUUUCUCUUGACGGAUCUACCAUUCCAAUCGAAUGUUUCAUGCAUAUUAUCGUUAACAUUGGAAUGGAAGAGAAUAUACAGAAGGUCGAGCUUUCUCUUGCAAGAAUGAACUUAACAGGACCCAAUUUCGCUAUAUUAAUGGGAAAUAUUUUCGCAACCUUACAACUCAAGUUGACAUCUCUCAAUUUGGAUGGUAACAACUUGAACCACGAGGACCUCUAUAUCCUUACAUCCCAUCUAAAUGACAUGUUGUACCUUGAAGAUUUAUCCAUCUCAUAUAAUUUCACGGAAAAGACCGAAAACUUGGCUCACAACCUAUGCACAAUUGCUAUUAAUCCACGAUUACGCUCAAUUACGAUGCGCGGAGACCAAACUCAUAAGGUUAAUCAGUCAAUUAUUCCAUUCUUCAAGCAACUUGGUCUUUCUCGGACCAUCCGUUCAUUAGACAUCUCAUUUAACGAUAUACGAGACCCAGGACUUGAAGCCUUGGCUAAUUUGAUUGACGAAUCUAAGACAUUACAACAAGUCUUUGCAGAUGGCUCCAAUCCAUCAUCGUUCAACUUCAUUGAGAAGUAUCUCAUCAGACUUGAAGUCGACGAAGAGUUAAUUUCCGCUCCUUUGCCUUUAGAAGAUAUCUUCGAAUCAAUUUCGAAACGCGGCAACUCCGAGCGCAAGAAACUCCUUUCCGCGGUCACCAGGCACCAGAAGAAGCUCGAGGACGUUCUUCUCGUCAACAGAGCCAAAAUCGGAAUGCAUUCCGAAAUGUCUCUAUUAAAAGACGACGAACUCCAAGAUAUCCUCGAUGCAUCAAUAGUUGCAGUUCAAGCUCUUCUCAACGGUGUCCAUUUGACACAACACCUCGCAAUUACCGAAAUUGUCGGUUUGCCACUUCCAUUUGAACCUCCAGACACAGACACCAAAUCCAGUGUUCCUCAGGCUGCAUCACCUGAUGCACAGAAAGAGGAUUACGUCGAUCCGAUGAUGAUGUCACACAUAAGCGAAGGAGUUGAUGAUUCCAUGGACAUGUUCAAGACAUUGCAGUUCAACUCUCUUCUGAUCAGGAGGCCGAAUGCAAACAGGAAGUUCGUCAAAGGUGUUUUGAACAUAAAUGAUGAGAAUGACGAUGAUGAUGACUACUACGAUGACGACGAAGAAGAUUCACUAGAUCAGCCGAAAAUUAAAGCAAGUAUGUUUGUUGCUCCUGCUGCAUUCGAAGGAGAACAUCAAGAUGAACAACCUGUUCCUACUGAAAUGCCUUCUUUCUUACCUCCUCAAUAA
Trichomonas vaginalis G3 is the source of this 2553-nucleotide messenger RNA. Its product is annotated as barbed-end actin filament uncapping. The transcript has a single exon. Gene Ontology annotation, cellular component: plasma membrane; lamellipodium. The record is from RefSeq and is a predicted model, not a curated record. Gene Ontology annotation, biological process: cell migration; regulation of Arp2/3 complex-mediated actin nucleation. Gene Ontology annotation, molecular function: protein binding. NCBI's taxonomy places the organism in Eukaryota, Parabasalia, Trichomonadida, Trichomonadidae. The coding region runs from base 1 to 2553 and encodes 850 amino acids.